This is a messenger RNA of Cydia strobilella, 547 nucleotides long. RefSeq names its product probable salivary secreted peptide. The transcript has a single exon. NCBI's taxonomy places the organism in Eukaryota, Metazoa, Arthropoda, Insecta, Lepidoptera, Tortricidae. Bases 106 to 462 code for a protein of 118 amino acids. The record is from RefSeq and is a predicted model, not a curated record.
CUUGCGAUAAAAUUAAGAUAACAGCUAUUUGCAUCUUGGAUAACCCCGUCCAUCUUAUAUAUAAAAAGAGCGCGAUCAAUUAUCACCUCAAAACGAACGAACAAAAUGCGCGCGCUAGCCGUCUUAUCGCUCCUGUGCCUUUUCGCGGCCUACUCCUGCCAGAGCCACGACCUGGUCCUAGGCCAGACCACGUACGGAGACGUCGUCUUAUACAACGUCAACGAAUAUAAAUAUGGGUUCCCGUUCUUCGUGAGGACCAGCAUUAUUGAAUACCCGGAGCCUGGGAAGUAUAACUUCGCGUACAUACGAGCUAUCCAUAUUAAAGACAAUGAUCGCGAUGGCUCAGGAGGGUACCCGUCGAUUUCUGCUGGAGGCAUUGGGCAAAGGUUUGUGAAGAUCAAGUUGAAGUCCCAGCGAGGCGGCGGGUUUAACUUCACGGUGACCAUCUACGGACGAUAUUGAUUUCAUUUUAACAUGUGCGCCUAGUGCAUUUUGUAAAUAUUUUAUUAUAUUUACCUAUUUAUGUUUUUCUGUCAGUAUUAAAGUG